Apaloderma vittatum (bar-tailed trogon) is the source of this 460-nucleotide messenger RNA. RefSeq names its product ovalbumin-related protein Y-like. Gene Ontology annotation, biological process: negative regulation of endopeptidase activity. The record is from RefSeq and is a predicted model, not a curated record. NCBI's taxonomy places the organism in Eukaryota, Metazoa, Chordata, Aves, Trogoniformes, Trogonidae. The transcript has 4 exons. The annotation marks the transcript as partial. Gene Ontology annotation, molecular function: serine-type endopeptidase inhibitor activity.
AUGAGCUCCAUCAGUGCAGCAAACUCAGAAUUUUGUUUUGAUGUAUACAAAGAGCUGAAAGCCCACCAUGCCAACGACAACAUCUUUUACUCCCCCAUGACCAUCAUUGCAGCCCUUUCCAUGGUCUAUAUGGGAUCAAGAGGCGACACUCGGUCUCAGAUGGAGAGGGUUCUUCACUUCGAUAACAUUACAGGAGACCCUACUGACUCCGAGUGUGGCACUUCUGAAUACAUCCACAGUUCAUUCAAGGAUCUCAUCUCAGACCUCACCGGGCCAAAUACUAAAUACUUACUCAAGAUCACUGACAGGCUCUAUAUUGAGAAGACAUACCCCAUUCUUCCGCAAUAUUUAAAGUGUGUAAAGAAAUUCUACAGAGCAGGGGUGGAAGAAGUUAACUUCAAAACAGAUACAGAGGACGCAAGACAACUCAUUAAUACCUGGGUGGCAAAAGAGACAGACG